AUGGAGUAUGAGGAGGAGGGACACCAACAAUCUCAGACGGGACACGUGCUCAGUGCAAGAUAUGAGGUCGUUGCUCUUUUGGGAGAAGGCACCUUUGGACAGGUGGUGGAAUGCAUCGACCACCAAGAGGACGGCAGGCACGUGGCAGUCAAAGUAGUGAAAGACGUCGACACGGACGGGGCAGAUUACGCAGAAGUGGCAGUGCUGCACUAUUUAAACGCACUGGACCCCAGCAGCACACAUCACUGCGUCAGAAUGUUGGACUGGUUCGAACACCGUGGCCACCUCUGUAUUGUUUUUGAGCUGCUGGGGCCCAGCACCUACAGCUUCCUUGCAGAGAAUGGCUUUCUGCCCUUCCAGGUGGACCACAUCAGACGCAUGGCCAGCCAGAUCUGCCAGGCUGUCAACUUUUUGCACGUCAACGGGUUGACACACACGGAUUUAAAACCACAGAAUAUUUUGCUUGUCAACCCCGAGUACACAGAGGAGUACAACUCCAGCCUGAAACAAGUGGAGCGCAGACUGAAACACCCGGCCAUCAAAGUGGCAGACUUUGGGAGCACAACAGGUGACCAGGAGCCUCACUGCCCUCUGAUCACUACAAGACCCUACCGAGCUCCUGAAGUCAUCCUAGCCCUGGGAUGGUCACAGCCGUGCGACGUCUGGAGCAUAGGGUGUAUCCUCCUCGAGUACUACCUCGGAUUCCCAGUAUUUGCGAUUUCUCUCCGGGCCCACGAAGAUAUAGAACACCUGGCAAGGAUGGAGAGAAUCCUGGGGCCUUUGCCAAGUGACAUGGUCAAGAAAUCCAGGAGAGGCGAGUAUUUCUCUAAUGGCCGGCUGGCGUGGGACGAACACACCUUCAUUGGCAGCUAUGUCUCAUGGCAGUGUAAGCCACUGAAGGCGUUCAUGACCCGCAGCACUGAGGAGCACCGGCACCUCUUCGACCUCAUAGAGAAGAUGCUGCGGUACAACCCAGCCGAGCGAAUUACUUUAGAAGAAGCCCUCAAACAUCCUUUUUUCUUCCCGCUCAAAUGGGAAAAAAGGGCACCGCCUCCAAGACCCGAAGGGGCUGACCUGGGUGACAUGGAUCAGCUGGAGAAGGCUCCAGAGCAGGGCCACAGAGAUGAUCAGAAGCCGAAGGAACCAACUAGAAAAAGUGCUAUGAUGGACCUUGUUCUCACCAAUAAUGAUGAGGUUGUGGACAACAUGAAGCCUAAGUGCAGCCUUGUCUUCAACAACGAUGAAAUUGUGGAGUAUGGGAUCCUUAGGACAACAACAAGGAUGAGUGGCAAGCUCACUACCCUGAAGAGCAGCUUUUGA
This is a messenger RNA of Calypte anna (Anna's hummingbird), 1320 nucleotides long. Its product is annotated as dual specificity protein kinase CLK1-like. Gene Ontology annotation, molecular function: ATP binding; protein tyrosine kinase activity. Lineage: Eukaryota; Metazoa; Chordata; Aves; Apodiformes; Trochilidae. The coding region runs from base 1 to 1320 and encodes 439 amino acids. Gene Ontology annotation, cellular component: nucleus. Gene Ontology annotation, biological process: regulation of RNA splicing; protein phosphorylation. The record is from RefSeq and is a predicted model, not a curated record. The transcript is spliced from 12 exons.